This is a messenger RNA of Lathyrus oleraceus (garden pea), 3440 nucleotides long. Its product is annotated as probable LRR receptor-like serine/threonine-protein kinase At4g29180. NCBI's taxonomy places the organism in Eukaryota, Viridiplantae, Streptophyta, Magnoliopsida, Fabales, Fabaceae. Bases 395 to 3082 code for a protein of 895 amino acids. The record is from RefSeq and is a predicted model, not a curated record. The transcript is spliced from 12 exons. Gene Ontology annotation, molecular function: ATP binding; protein kinase activity; protein binding. Gene Ontology annotation, biological process: protein phosphorylation.
UGCUAUGCAAUGAUAUAGAGCCACUCAUCUAAUAUUUUAUCAUCGACUAAUCAACUUUUCUUCACACAUAAUCUAAUCAAAUCAAAUAAAAUCAAACUUUGCUUCAAACUUUGAAUCACAUGUUUAUUCAUUUUUAAUAUUCCGAGUUGAUAUUGUUUAUUACGCAUUAACAAAUUGAAGAGUUUCAAAACACUUAUUUUCUAUGCGACAAUUUGAUGUGUUUAGGUAGCUCUGGUUUUGUCAAAGCCAUCAAAAUCGUAGUUGACUCACUAUUUGGUUUCAGACCAUUGUUUUCCUGAAAUAACUAGGUAGAAUAAUGUUUCCAACAUGCAUAUCAAGUUUGUAGAAUUAUUAUAGAAUCUCUCACAAGGCUUCUAUUAUUCUUGGUCCAACUAUGGCUAAUUCAUUUGGUUUCUUUCUGUUUCUGGUUUUGUUUUUUGCUGUUACAGUUUUAGUUCACGCACAACAACAAACAGGUUUCAUAAGCAUUGAUUGUGGCAGUUCAGAGAAUUUGUACACAGAUGAUGUAACAAAAAUAAAAUACAGUUCAGAUGGAUCAUACAUACAAACAGGAGUUAACAGAAACAUUUCUAUUGAAUAUGCAUAUCCAGCCAAUCCAACUCUACCAUUACCACUCUCGGAUCUCAAAAGUUUUCCUCAAGGAGACCGAAACUGUUACCAAUUAAUCACCGGAAGAAAAGGAAGUUUAUAUUUAAUAAGAGCUUCUUUCUUGUAUGGAAACUACGACGGCGAAAACAAAUUACCAGAAUUUGAUCUCUAUGUUGGUGUAAAUUUCUGGUCAUCAGUGAAAUUUAAGAAUGCUUCAGAACAAGUUACAUUGGAAAUAAUCAGCAUGGCACAAUCUGAAGAAAUAAAUGUUUGUCUUGUGAAUAAAGGAAAGGGAAUUCCGUUUAUCUCAGGGUUGGAACUUAGACCGAUUAGUAAUUCUAUUUACAACACUGAGUUUGGAGAUUCUGCUUCACUUUUACUUUUCAAAAGAUGGGAUUUUGGUUCAACCAAUGGAAGUGGUAGAUAUGAAGAUGAUGUUUAUGAUAGAAUUUGGUUUCCUUUUACUUCCUCAUCAUGGAAAUCUCUCAACAGUUCUGCAGUCGUUGAUGUUAAUGGAGAUGGAUAUAAAGUACCAUCUGAAGUUAUAAGAACCUGUUCUACACCGAAGAAUGAGAAUGGUUCAUUGGAAUUUUCUUGGACUUCAAAUGAUCCUAAUACGAAAUUUUAUGUCUACUUGUACUUUGCUGAAGUGGAGAGACUUCAGAGAUCUCAACUGAGAAAAUUCAGUGUUUCUUGGAAUGGUUCUCCUUUGAUUACAUCAAUAGUCCCAAAAUACUGGCAAGCUACCUCUCUUUUUAAUUCAAAGUCCUUGGUCGCAAAAGAACAUCGAAUUUCGAUACAGAAAACCGAAGAUUCGAUGCUUCCACCUAUUCUUAAUGCGGUGGAGAUUUAUGUAGCUAGACAAUUGGAUGCACUUCCAACAUUUGAAGAAGAUGUUGAAGCUAUAAAGAGUGUAAAAGAAAGUUAUAGAGUUCAAAGAGAUUGGGUUGGUGAUCCAUGUGAGCCAAAGAACUACACUUGGGAAGGCUUAAAGUGCAACUACAGCACUUCACUUCCUCCAAGAAUUGUAUCACUGAAUCUAAGCAGAAGCAGUCUGAGUGGAAUAAUAACUCCUGCCAUUUCCAAUUUGACUUUCUUGGAAUCUUUGGAUUUAUGUAACAAUAGCUUAACCGGAUCAAUACCUCAGUUCUUGGAAGAAUUGAGAUCCCUUAAAUAUUUGAAUUUAAGGGGCAACCAACUUUCAGGUUUUGUUUCUACCACUCUCCUAGAAAGAUCAAAGAAGGGAUUACUUACUUUGAGGGUGGAUGAUCAAAAUCUCUCUGGUUCAAGUAAAAAGAAGAAGGUAAUUGCUCCCGUUGUUGCAUCAGUCACGUCAGUUUUAGUUCUACUAGUCAUUGCCAUUCUCUAUUGGAAGCUUAGAAGAAGAAAUGAACAAUCAGAGGAUGAGAUGAAUAUGCUCAGCAAAAGUGUAGGAACUGUAGUAUCAAAGAAGUUACAAUACACAUAUGCUGAGGUGUUGUCCAUUACCAGCAACUUUGAGUUGGUCAUUGGGAGGGGGGGAUUUGGAAGUGUUUAUAGUGGUCAGAUGAAAGAUGGCAAUAAAGUCGCAGUCAAGAUGCUUUCCGCGACUUCAGCUCAGGGCCCGAAGGAAUUUCAAACUGAGGCUGAACUUUUGAUGACAGUUCAUCACAAAAAUUUAGUAUCCUUCAUUGGCUAUUGUGAUGAAGGUGACAAGAUGGCACUCAUAUAUGAGUACUUGGCUAAUGGCAACCUAAAAGAAAAUCUCUCAGAAAAAAGUUCACAUUGCUUGAGUUGGGAAAGGAGAAUUCAAAUAGCAAUCGAUGCUGCAGAGGGAUUGGAUUAUCUACACCAUGGAUGCAAGCCACCUAUAAUACACAGAGAUGUAAAAUCAGCUAACAUUCUUCUAAGUGAAGACUUAGAAGCUAAGAUAGCAGAUUUUGGACUCUCUAAGGUGUUUAAGAAUAGUGAUAGUGGAAAUUCAGAAUCUGCAAUUAUUCAUGUUGAUGAUAAAAAUGAAAAAUCUACAAUCAUGGGAACAAUGGGCUACCUUGAUCCAGAGUACUACAAAUUAAGGAACUUGAAUGAAAAAAGUGACAUCUAUAGUUAUGGAAUUGUACUAUUGGAAUUGAUCACCGGUCUCCCUGCAGUGAUUAAAGGAAAGCCAUCAAUUCACAUACUUGAGUUUGUAAGACCACAUCUUGGAAAAUGUGAUUUAAGCAAAAUUAUAGAUCCAAGACUCCAAGGACAGUUUGAUGAAGAUUCAGUAUGGAAAGUUUUGGGACUAGCAAUUUCUUGCACUGCAUCAACCUCAUUUCAUAGACCAACAAUGAAUGUUGUGUUAUCUGAGCUUAAACAGUGUGUUAAAAUGGAGUGUCCUAGUGAUAUGGAAAUAUUUGAGCCACCAAGACAUAUUUCCAGUGAAUAUUAUAGUUCAUCUGAUGCUUUUAAUUCCAUGGAGGGUGAAUCUAUGACAUACCCUUUCCCAAGGUAAUAAAUAGUGUAUAUUGAGGACACUAAGAAGCAUUCAUUUCAAUUUGUAAAUUUUAAUUAAAACCAUAAGAUAAAAGACACUAUAGGUUCCUACAUAUAGCAUUGUUUUGCCUUAUUUUGAGUUGUAUAAAUUUGUCUUCUUGAUCUUGUACAAUUUUGCUGUAUAAUAUCAAUGUGAAGAAAUCAAGAGUUGUGAGAAAAAUAGAUAGAAUCUUUAUGGAGGUACUUGUAUAAAUUGAAGAAAGGGUCAAAUCCUUUUAUGUGUUUGAUAAAGUUUGCUGUCAUUGUCAGUAACAGAUGUAUGAUAUCCUGCAGGAAAAAUAUUCAAUUACUUAGUCAAUAAUGGAUUUUGACUGUUA